GACGCCGAGCAAGUAGGGAAAUCUGGUAUCUGGCUGAGUGCUCGGCAUAAAACGGAAAACUUGUUAGGAUGGAUAAACUGCGGGGCAACAAUGCGGCUGGCGAGAAUCCCUUCAAGCGGCCAAUGAAUGCCCUCCAGAAGCAGUGGUACCGCGUUCUCCUUGCCCGGAGAGUGGGAUUCGGGCAACGUCCUCCGCCCGAUGAAAAGGAGCUAACAUACGCCGACAUUUGUCGAAGGCGUUAUACAGCCGCGUUCCGGCGAUACAACGAGGUUUUCCGCCGGGAAAUGGCCAAACACGAGGAGAUGCAGCGUUGCGCCAUCGAUGCCAUGAGGGUUCACAGAACCUUUGCCAUAACCACACUUUGGUUGCCUUUGCACUCGAAGCGGGAAAUUAACUCCACGCUGGAGACCCUCGAAAGAGUCCUUACCGCCAAGGAAAGACGACGCCUGCAGGAGAUACUCAAGCAAGGAGAGUCCUGGCACUCGCAUCGCUAAAGCAACAUUCGCUGCUACCAAGGCCACUUAGAUUCAGAUUCAGACUAUGACUUGGAGUCAUCCCCAUACCAUAUAGCCAUCAUCAUCAUCUGCCACGGCUAAGUGAAUUCCAUUUAGCUUAGAUUUCACUCCGCCUGGAAGCUGGAUUUUUCCUCGCUCACUUCAUUUUUCACUUUUCCUUCGUUUUGUUCUUGAAAUUUCGCUGUCAGUGGCCGAAGCAGUGUCGUAAAUAUUUAAUACCAGUAAA
Drosophila ficusphila is the source of this 741-nucleotide messenger RNA. RefSeq lists its product as uncharacterized. The coding region runs from base 69 to 494 and encodes 141 amino acids. NCBI's taxonomy places the organism in Eukaryota, Metazoa, Arthropoda, Insecta, Diptera, Drosophilidae. The transcript has 4 exons. The record is from RefSeq and is a predicted model, not a curated record.